UCCAUGUAUCGUAUGCAAUGGUAGGCUAUUACCGUCGCACGGUAGGUGCCAUUUGCAUUGUAUUUGACAUUAGUGGUUCAAUAGUCUAACGAUCGAUGCGGAUGUGGAUUAGUAUAUCGUAGAAAUCCCAUCCGUUGUUUCACCUAGUGCAAAGUUGCUGUAGAGUCAUCAUGAUGGGUAGGCUAACCUACUAGGCCUAUCCUACUUUUGUUGCGUUUUUGUAACCUUUUUAUGGAUUUAUUUUGUGUGAUUUGCUACCCGUCGCCGUGACAGGAAGAACCUAUGUGAGGUGUGUAGAUAAAGGCUAAACAUGAUGGGAGAGAAAGGACAGAAAACUGGCUUCUCCUUUGGUGGUUUUCCUGCUGCCUCUGGCUCAUCAGACGGGGCUGCUGAGGCCAAGGCCAUUGGUGGCUUCGCGUUUGCGGCUGUUCCUGCUGCAACCCCUUCAGAUGCGGCUGCUGAGAGUAAGGCUGCCCGGCCUCGGCGAGCCGAAUUGGUGGCAGUUCAAAAAGAGAGAGCGAAAAAUGAAACCUGGGACUUCUUGAAUGAAACUCCAUGGAGACAGGUGAACUGGUCUGAUGAGACCAGGACAGCUCUGCUGGAGUCCGUUCGCUCCUACAAGCCCGCCUGUGGCUCGGUGCCAGCUGCCCGGGUUCUGUUGGUGGGUCCGGUGGGAGCAGGCAAGUCCAGCUUCAUCAGCUCCGUGCAGUCGGUGUUGUACGGACGCGUCCUGAACCGGGCCAUGGUGGGCCCCCCAGCCGGCUCCUCCACCAGCUUCACUAAGAAGGUAGCGGAGUUGCAGUCGUACAGGUUGCACAGCAGCGGGGAGAGAGGAGGUGAGAGAGGAGGUGAGAGUCUGGCUGUGGUCCUGUCUGACAUGGCGGGGCUGGGAGAGGGCGGCGGCCUCACGCUGCACGACACGCUAGCUGUCAUCAAAGGCCACGUUCCAGACGGACACACGUUCAGUGCCUUGAGUCCCGUGGGGUCUGACACAGCAGGCUAUGUGAAGGAGCCCUGCUUGGCCAACAGGGUGCACUGUGUGGCGUAUGUGGUCAACGCCGCCGAGAUAUCCACCUACUCCAAAUCCAUGACCUCCACACUCCAGCAGCUCAGAGAGCACGUUAGCGCUCUAGGUGUACACCAGGUGGCACUGGUAACACACGUGGACAAGGUGUACGUCAACACAACCGACAUGUCUCAGGUGUACAGGAGCACGCCUUUAAAAAAUGUGAUGCAGAGGGCCAGCGCUGUACUGGGCAUGCCCAUGUCCUCCAUGGUGCCGGUGAAGAACUACUUUGAGGAGCUGGACCCAGAGCUGCACACAGACACCCUGCUGCUCCAAGCACUGCAGCUCAUCUUGCAGUAUGUGGACCUCCACCUCAGAGAACACGCUGAGUAAACCAAGCAAGCAGAGAGGUCCAUCUCACCUGUGACAGCGGAGCUUAGGGAUCUGGGGUUCUAAGAACUGUAGGGUUUCUCCUAAGAACCAUAGACAAUCGUAGCCAUAGCUCCAUCUCAUCUUUAGCACUGUGGAGGUUGAGGAAAUCUAAAGCAUUCUAAGACAACAGUUGCCAUAGCAUCAUACCUGGGGUUCUAAGACAACAGUAACCUUGGUCACCAGUAGAGGCCGCCAUUUUGUCUUCAACACAAGAGCAACUACAGGAAUUUAGAAGCUGUAUAUGUAGUUGUGGUGACAUGGUGAAGGUCUGCUGGCCCAGACUACCCACAAAUUGUGUCACAAAUAUCACCUUCAAAGAUUGAUUAUCAUAAAAAUUCACCUCACUGACAAAUCAAAAUGAUAAUUUUCAAAAUGUUCUGCAUCCAUAAGGAUGCAUUUUUCUUUCUCAUGACUGAUCCAGGUUCUGUUAAUUUCCAUAACUGUGGAUUUAUGGGUCAUUAAAAGUCUAAAUGGAUUUGAAUUUCCAGCAGCAGCAACCUUCAAAUAGACAGCUACUACAGAACAAAACAAGGCACAACAUCACCUGUUUGUGUGUAUGUGUGUAUGUGUGUGCGUGCGUGCGUGCGUGUGUGUGCGUGUGCGUGUGCGUGUGUGUGUGCGUGUGCGUGUAUGUGUGUGUGCGUGUGUGAAGAAACUAACAAAUAAAAAAAACACAAAUGCUGAUAUCUUAGCUGACCCCAGAGAGGCGUGACUCACCUGUGUGUCUUGGCAGCUGUGUUUCCAUGGAGACCUUUUCUAUGGUCAUAUAAGCAUUCAGCUGUGGGGAAAAUGCCUCUUAUCUUUUAGUUUAAUUUCAAUAACUGACUGUUGUUUAAGAAGUCUCAACAUAUGUUUUCUAUUUUUUUUAUUCUGAUUAAAAUGUU
Molecule: messenger RNA, 2322 nt
Organism: Engraulis encrasicolus (European anchovy)
Lineage: Eukaryota; Metazoa; Chordata; Actinopteri; Clupeiformes; Engraulidae
Product: interferon-induced protein 44-like
Exons: 8
Coding region: 311-1399 (362 amino acids)
Biological process (GO): immune response
Source: RefSeq, a predicted model, not a curated record